Messenger RNA from Erigeron canadensis, 2519 nucleotides. Its product is annotated as G-type lectin S-receptor-like serine/threonine-protein kinase LECRK1. Lineage: Eukaryota; Viridiplantae; Streptophyta; Magnoliopsida; Asterales; Asteraceae. The transcript has a single exon. Gene Ontology annotation, molecular function: protein serine/threonine kinase activity; ATP binding. Gene Ontology annotation, biological process: recognition of pollen; protein phosphorylation. The coding region runs from base 1 to 2355 and encodes 784 amino acids. The record is from RefSeq and is a predicted model, not a curated record.
AUGGUGACUUCUUUUUCUCAUAUUAUGAGCUUGAUUAUCUCUAUCUUCACCAUUUUCCUCACCUUUCAUAUAGCAAAAACCCAAAAUGUAACCCGUGGUUCUUCUUUAACACCAACCGGUUCCACAACUUCAUGGUUGUCGCCAUCAGGCCUAUACGCCUUUGGUUUCUAUCCGCAAACAGGUGGCUACGCUGUUGGUAUCUAUAUUGCCGGAAUUCCAGAAAGGACUGUGGUCUGGACAGCCAGCCGCGACAACCUGCCAAUCUCAAAUAAUGCUACUGUACGGUUUACAAACAAUGGAGGGCUCACCUUGGACGGAACACAGGGCCAAGAAAUCAGUAUAGUUGAUAUUAGUGGUGCUUCUUUUGCUUCCAUGCAAGAUAAUGGCAACUUUGUGCUCUAUGAUGGGACAACGGUACUGUGGCAAAGCUUUGACCACCCUACCGACACCCUUUUGACAGGGCAACGUCUUGCUAAUGGACAAACGCUGAUUUCAAGUGUCUCGGAGACAGACCAGUCCGGUAUCUUCAGGCUCAAAAUGCAAAAUGAUGGGCACCUCGUGCAGUACCCGAAUGUGGAGGAGACUCCAGAUACUGGUAGCUAUGCUUAUUGGGCCUCGGGGACAGCAGGAAAUGGACCUAAUGUGACACUAAAUCUUGAUUCGGAUGGUUUUCUCUACUUGUUGAAAAAUUCAACUUUUUUAAUUAGGAAUCUAACUCAAGGAGGUUAUCCUAGAGAAAGGGCAAUCUAUCGAAUGAAAAUUGAUGUUGAUGGCCUCUUUAGAUUGUAUUAUCAUAAUCUAAGUAACACAGACAAGAAUGGAUCUGUCAUAUGGGCAUCCUCAGAUAACAAGUGUGCAGGGAGGGGUCUUUGUGGUGUAAACGGGUACUGUUCAGUCAUGAACAAUGCUGCACUAUGUCAAUGUUUGCCCGGAUUUGAAUUUGUCAAUCCAAAGAUUUGGAGAUUGGGUUGUAAAAGAAGUUAUACCGUAGAAAACUGCAAGAUUGAAGAUGCAGGUACCGCUUUCUCGAUGAAACGUUUGAAUAAUGCUAGAUGGGAAGGAGACCCAUAUGCUUUCCCAGAAGCACCUACCCAACAAGAGUGCUCAGUUGCUUGUUUGAAUGACUGCAACUGUGAGGUGGCACUAUUCACCGAACAAGUAUGUAAGUUGCAAAAGCUUCCUAUAAGAUUCAUUGAAGUAGUUCCGAGCGAGUCAAAUGUUGGAUUAGUCAAAGUAUACGCAUCUUCAGAUCUAUCUAAUACAACAAUCCAACAUAAGAAAGUGCAACAAAUGAAGAUAUUGGUUAUCGGUAUUUCACUCAUCUCAUUAGCCGUACUCAUUCUGAUACUUUCUGGAGUACUAAUCGUGAUCGGUAGAAAUCAUGUUUUGGCAUACAAAAAACUAUCUGAUAAUGUUAAUGCCCAAUUAUUCGAGGAUAUAGGACCUCGGGCUUUUUCAUAUGGUGAGUUAGAAAGGAUGACAGAUGGUUUUAAACAAGAAUUGGGUAGAGGAUCAUUUGGGAUAGUUUACAAAGGUUUUAUGGAGAGUACAAAGAAGGCAGUGGCGGUAAAGAAAAUAAAGGAAGAAUUUGUUCAGCAAGGCGAAAGAGAGUUUCAAACUGAAACAAACGUGAUUGGGAGAACUUAUCACCGUAACUUGGCAAGGCUGCUUGGUUAUUGUUGUGAGGGUCGUGAAAGACUAUUGGUUUUUGAGUACAUGACUAACGGAUCACUUGCAGAUAUACUGUUUGAACCCAAAGAAGGCAAAUCAAAACCAUGUUGGAUGGAAAGAAUUCAAAUAGCAGUUGAUAUUGCCCGUGGAAUCCUCUACCUGCAUGAAGAAUGUGAAACAGCGAUAAUUCACUGUGACAUAAAGCCUCAAAAUAUCCUCAUGGAUGAGUAUGGAUGUGCCAAGAUUUCCGAUUUUGGAUUGGCAAAACUACUAGAACAUGAUCAAAGUAAAACUUCCACUUUGAUAAGAGGCACAAGGGGCUACGUCGCGCCCGAAUGGUACAAGAAGCAACCCAUAACAGUUAAAGUGGAUGUGUACAGUUUUGGAAUUGUUCUGUUUACUAUUCUAUGCUGUAGGAAGAACAUCGACAAUAGUCUUCCUGUUGAUGAAGCUAUUCUUGAAGAAUGGGUGUAUGACUGUUAUGAAUCAGGUGAAGUAUAUAAAGUGGUGGAUGAUGAAGACGUAGAUAAGAAGACACUCGACCGAAUGAUUAAAAUAGGGCUUUGGUGCAUUCAAGAGGAUCCAUCCUUCCGCCCCUCGAUGAAGCAAGUGGUGUCGAUGCUUGAAGGGACUGUCAAAAUCCCAGUACCUCCAAACCCUUAUUCAUUCCUGAGUGUCGAUUAGCUCAAGAAAAUAGUAAAAACAUUACUGUUUUGGAUUUUGUAAUUUAGCUAAUUCUUGUUAGUUGUACUUGUCAAUCGGAAGUUUGUUUGUUUAACUAUAUAUAAUGUUUGAAUAUGUGAUUAUUCGUUGAAUUGUAAUUUCUAAAUCUGUAUGCUCAGUGUUUA